Messenger RNA from Malassezia vespertilionis, 864 nucleotides. RefSeq lists its product as uncharacterized. Gene Ontology annotation, molecular function: nucleic acid binding; protein methyltransferase activity. The record is from RefSeq and is a predicted model, not a curated record. Lineage: Eukaryota; Fungi; Basidiomycota; Malasseziomycetes; Malasseziales; Malasseziaceae. The coding region runs from base 1 to 864 and encodes 287 amino acids. The transcript has a single exon. Gene Ontology annotation, cellular component: mitochondrion. Gene Ontology annotation, biological process: protein methylation.
AUGCGGCCCCUGCGCGCGCUCGCAGCUCGGUGCUUGGCCGCCGCGCGCAUUGCGCAGCGCACAGAGGAUGCGUCGCGGUUUGGCAUGUACAAAGAGUGUGCUUUGCAUGCGCGGUGGCUCGUAGACGCGGCAACGGCUAAGCACGCAGACCCUGUGCAAGCACAAAACGCAGUGCGGGGCAUGGUCGAACGCGUCGCGCGCCACGAGCCACUAGCGUACGUCUUGGGCACGCAGCCAUUUGGCCCACUGGAACUGUGUGUGCGCGCGCCCGUCCUGAUACCCCGGCCCGAGACGGAGGACUGGACACUCGCACUGGCCGAGCGCCUCCGCAGCGCCGGUCCUUUGCGCAUCCUGGACCUCUGCACGGGCUCUGGCUGCAUUGCAAUCCUCCUCGCACAUACGCUGCGCACCACUGAUCUACUUGCCGUUGAUCUCGAUCCCGCAUGUGUCGCACUCGCGGCAGAGAACGCGAGGCGGUGUCAAGUGCGCAUAGCAACGCGCCGUGUGGAUCUGUUCGACGACGCGGCGAUGUUGUCGCUCGGCGCAUUCGAUUUGGUGGUGUGCAACCCACCCUAUAUUCCCAGUUGCGACUAUACAUCCUUGCAUCAGUCCGUGCGUGCGUUCGAGUCGCGCAGCGCAUUGGUCGGAUCGCAUGCGGAAAAUGAUGGCCUGCUAUACUAUCGUCGGCUCGUUGAGCUCCUGCCGCGCGGACUCUUGCGGCCCUCUGCAAGCCCUUUCCAGCUUGUCGUCGAAGUCGGUGCCGGUCAGGCAGAUGCUGUACAAAAGCUCUUUGCCCCGAUUGGGGGGUGUGCGCAGUGGCAAGACCCGUGGGGGCAUCAGCGCGUGGUUGCACUCCGUAGCUAG